AUGGGUGUUAACGGGCUUUGGACGGUGAUCCAGCCGUGUGCACGGCCUACCAACCUGGCAACGCUCAAUCGAAAGCGUUUGGCUGUGGAUGCGUCGAUAUGGAUCUAUCAGUUUCUCAAGGCUGUUCGUGAUAAAGAAGGCAAUGCGCUUCGCAACUCUCAUAUUGUGGGAUUCUUUCGGCGCAUCUGCAAGCUUCUCUGGUUCGGCAUCCAGCCCGUCUUUGUGUUUGAUGGCGGCGCUCCAGCGUUGAAGCGAGCGACAAUUCAGAAGCGCAAACAGAGGCGGGAAGGGAGACGAGAAGAUGCCGUCAGGACUGCUGGAAAGCUUCUGGCUAUUCAGAUGCAGCGACUCGCAGAGGAGGAGGAGGAAAAACGCAAAAGGGAACAAGAGAGACCGCGCCCGGUGGAAGAAGAAGAAGAAGAAGAAAUACCCGAUGCCAGCAACUUGGUCUACGUUGAGGAGAUUGGCAUGUCUCAGCAGGAGAGGAUGCGAAAUCGCAAGUUUUAUAAGCAGGAUGCCUAUCACCUGCCGGAACUCGAGGGUGGAAUAGCAUCAAUGGGGAAGCCGGAUGAUCCUCGAAUCAUGAGCGUAGAGGAGCUAGAAGAAUACGCGCGCCAGUUCAAUAACGGAGAAGAUAUCAACUUGUACGACUUUAGCAAGAUUGAUUUUGACGGCGACUUCUUCAAGAGUCUUCCGCCGCCAGAUAGGUACAACAUUCUCAACGCAGCGAGAUUGAGAAGUCGACUCAGAAUGGGUCUGAGCAAGGAACAGCUUGAUGAUAUGUUUCCUGAUCGCAUGGCUUUCUCAAGAUUUCAGAUUGAGAGAGUCAAGGAGAGAAAUCACCUGACACAGCGACUCAUGUAUGAAAUCGGAAUGUCAGGUACGGACCUGACCCUUGGUGUUAAUGCCCGUAUUGCGGGAGAAAGAGAUCGAGAAUACAUCUUGGUCAAGAACGAGGGUGUAGAAGGAGGCUGGGCUCUUGGAGUGGUCAGCAAAGACAAGGAUGUCGGGGAAGCCCACAAGCCAAUUGAUGUGGAUGCCCUUCAAUUCCACUACCAGACAAAGGAAGAGGAAAGUGAAGAAGAAGAGGAUUUUGAAGAUGUGCCAAUCGUGGGGGUUAAUCGACUACCCAAGCUGUCCCAGUCAGGUGCUGCGAGCUUUCAAGCUGCUCAAGAUAUGAGUGGCAUACGACAACAAUUCUAUGCAAGCCACAGACAUGACGCUGUCAGCGACGAAGGUACCAACGAAGACUCCUUGUUCGUUGGAGGAAGAUUGGAUCCGACAGAGAAUGCUUUCGAGGAACAGCCUGCGGAGCAUAUGCAUCCAGAAGAAGAGCAUGAUCUCAAUCUUGCAAUUGCUUUGUCAUUGCAGAAUCAGCAUGGCAUUGGCCGACAGUCAGAAGACAACAUUGGUACGGAUGAUGAUGUCCGCGACAAGCCAGAGUGGACUCAAGUAGCCGUGGAAGCACCAAAGCCAAUCGGCCGUAGCAGUGGUUCAAUGAUUGCGCACAUUGUAAACAACCGAGCCAAUGCUGCUGUUCCAAAACGACAAGAAGCCCCAAUUACAGAGGAGAAAGCAAAAGAGAGCGACAGCGAUGACGAUAUGCAGGCAAUCCUAGCAAGGUCACGGAAGAUGAAAAAAUCUCAGCCAAAGCCAGUCUUUGAGAAUAAAAAGAAUCCUUUUGAUGGACCCCUUCCAUUCCCGAAGCUGGAUUGGGGAUCAUCUCUUUUUGCAAAGAAAAAGACGCAGCAAGAGAAGCCAAUUGUGGUUACAGCAGGAGGGGAUGACGGGCAACCGGAUAAGGAGGGAGAACAAGAAGAUGGCUUAGGCGGCGGCUUCGAGGUUGAACCUCAACAAGAAGAUGGCCCCAAGCCGUUACCUCCGUGGCUAGUGGAUGAUGAUACAGAUAUCCGAGAAGCAAUCAAGAAACAGCAAGACGUCGACAGGGAAAUCAAUGCUCAGGAUAGAGCCGAAGCGGAGGAGGAAGAAAACCUUCGGAGACGAGAGUUACGGGAUCAGUUGAUCGAAAUCCAGUCCUCUGAUGAUGAUGGUGGUGGCAGCGAUGAUGUGAAAAUCAUCGAGAUACCACCCUCACCAGAGGUGGUGCCAGUUUCUAGCCCUUCAAAGGUCGACAACGUUCUAGAAGAUGGUUUAAGCGGCGGCUUCGAGAUUGAUCCUCAGCAAGAAGAUGGCCCCAAGCCGCCUACCACCGAGACUACUCACAAGGAGAAGAGUAGGGCUGAGAGUGAAUCUCCAGAGCCUGAAUUUGAAGAAAUUCCUAUACUCGAGGUCCCCACUGCUCCGAUUCCGCCUGUUGUAGAAGCUCAGGACAACCAUGACUCACCUGAACCCGAAUUUGAAGACGUUCAACCAGCAAACGACACAACAGCUCAAGGAGAUCCACAGGCUGACUCUUUCUUAAUUGAGAGCAUUCCUUUGGGCCAACCUCCAGCCGAGGGGAUUGCGGAUGACGAUGACCUCUUUGCCGACGUAGAGUACGAUGAGUUUAGUGAUCCUGAGGACGAGGAACUCCUAGCACAGAUGGCCGAAGAAGCAGAGGAACAUGCUCGCUUCGCUAGUGAACUGAACAACAAGUCUACUCAGCAAAACAGGGAAGACUAUGAGAGGGAACUAAGAGCCCUUCGAAAUCAGCAGAAGAAGGACCGCCGUGACGCAGAUGAAGUGACUCAGACAAUGAUUACAGAGUGUCAAGCCUUGCUUCGCCUCUUUGGUAUCCCUUACAUCACCGCGCCGAUGGAAGCAGAAGCGCAGUGUGCAGAGCUGGUCCGGCUUGGCAUGGUCGACGGCAUCGUCACAGAUGACUCCGAUACAUUCCUCUUUGGGGGGACACGAGUUUACAAAAACAUGUUCAACAGCAACAAGUUCGUCGAGUGCUACGUUGGUGCAGAUCUCGAUAAAGAAAUGUCUCUUUCUCGAGAACAGCUCAUCUCCCUCGCUCAGCUUCUGGGGUCAGAUUACACAGAAGGACUACCUGGCGUUGGUCCAGUCACAGCUGUCGAAAUCCUUUCCGAGUUCCCUGGCAAAGACGGCCUCGAAAAAUUCCGCGAAUGGUGGAAAGAGGUACAAUCCCAAACACGGCCCAAGGAAGCAGAUGCAUCCUCUUCUUUCAGGCGCAAAUUCCGCAAGGCUCAAGCCACCAAGCUCUUCUUGCCCCUCGGUUUCCCCAGUCCAGCCGUUUUCGAGGCCUACCUCCACCCAAUGGUCGAUAGCAGCACAGAGCAAUUUCAAUGGGGUGUGCCUGAUGUGGCGGGGCUGCGAGAAUAUCUCAUGGCUACAAUUGGAUGGAGCAAGGAGCGUACAGAUGAGGUACUCGUGCCAGUGAUUCGUGACAUGAACAAGCGCGAGAUUGAAGGUACACAGAGCAACAUUACGAGGUUCUUUGGCGGAAGUGUUGGUGCCGGCGCAAGGGAGACAUUUGCUCCCAGGCAGAGGGUUCAAGGAAGCAAGCGGAUGGCAGCUGCGGUGGAUAGACUGAGGGCGAAUAUAGCUGGCGAAGAGGAGGCUCCGGAAGCUGGGGAUGCUUCGGGGGGUAAUAAACGAAGGAAAACGGACAGGCAGAGGCGUUCUUGAGAGGAUGUAUACAGCUUAUCUUUGUGGAUAAAUUCAUCAGAAAUUUGCUAGCCAGCACCCCAAGUUGGCUAUACAGCAUCCAGCGUCAUAAACUU
Messenger RNA from Trichoderma virens Gv29-8, 3686 nucleotides. RefSeq lists its product as uncharacterized. NCBI's taxonomy places the organism in Eukaryota, Fungi, Ascomycota, Sordariomycetes, Hypocreales, Hypocreaceae. The coding region runs from base 1 to 3591 and encodes 1196 amino acids. Gene Ontology annotation, biological process: nucleotide-excision repair. The transcript has a single exon. Gene Ontology annotation, molecular function: single-stranded DNA binding; DNA endonuclease activity. The record is from RefSeq and is a predicted model, not a curated record. Gene Ontology annotation, cellular component: nucleus.